Molecule: messenger RNA, 447 nt
Organism: Penaeus chinensis
Lineage: Eukaryota; Metazoa; Arthropoda; Malacostraca; Decapoda; Penaeidae
Exons: 2
Coding region: 1-303 (100 amino acids)
Source: RefSeq, a predicted model, not a curated record
AUGAAGACUUGCAUCACGGAGCUGGGGCAGAACGCCAAGUGCCAAGGACGCAGGAAGAGGGAGGCCAAAGCCAUGAACGAGAACCUCAUGGCCGCUGACAGCAUGCGUGAGAUCCUCCUGGACUCUUCCCAUGACGAGAAGGGUGCCAAAGUCCCUGAGACGAACAACGAGGUCAAGCUGUUCACCGGGCUGGAGAGCUUCACCACCAUGACCACCACAGCCUACACCGAGAACACCGCCACCACCGUGUCCGUUUCCUUCCAUUGCAUUCCUCCUAACGGCAUCAACUACGAAUUCUGUUAGGCAUGAAUGAGCUCUUGAAAGGUGGCCGGCUUACUAUGUAGCGAUGUUGACAGAUUUCCUUGGUUCUAUUUAUUGUUACUCUGAGCUGUUGGUGUUGUGAACCUCAAGAGUCAGCUCUCGUGAAUGUUGUAUAUAAUAUGGUCC